Molecule: messenger RNA, 3753 nt
Organism: Schizosaccharomyces octosporus yFS286
Lineage: Eukaryota; Fungi; Ascomycota; Schizosaccharomycetes; Schizosaccharomycetales; Schizosaccharomycetaceae
Product: Set3 complex subunit Hif2
Exons: 3
Coding region: 266-1882 (538 amino acids)
Biological process (GO): regulation of transcription by RNA polymerase II
Cellular component (GO): Set3 complex
Molecular function (GO): transcription corepressor activity; protein binding
Source: RefSeq, a predicted model, not a curated record
GUUGACUUGUGAGAUAUAUAGAUUCAAUGAAUCUUUGAGGAAACUUCAUAAAAAUACUAAAUUUGCAUACCAUUUGAUAGUAAAUUUUAUUGAGGUUAAAAUCUAAUUGCUACAGUUCGACCAGUAGUGGUAGAAACCAUUGAAGAAGACAUUGCAAUAUAUCGGAUCUGAAAUUCAAAUUCAACGUCAUUAUGGAUACAAAUCAGAUAAAUUAUAUUAUUUGGAGGUAUUUACAAGAGUCAGGUAAAGUACUUUAAUUAUAUACAUGAAUUAUGAUUUGACUGAAAAACUAUUCACUAACACCUCAGGUUAUUCACAUACGCAGUUUGCAUUCGAACGUGAAACCAAUGUUCAAAAUUCAGACAAGGACUGGAAUUUGACCUGUCCUCUUGGAAGGCUCGUUGAAGUCUUGCAAAAAGGUUUACAAUAUAUGGAAAUAGAGCAGCAUUGGAUCGACAAUCCACCUCCAGGAGUGAAAGAAGGCCCAUUAACUCAAGAAGACAUGCAGAACAGUGAACAUCCUUGCAAAAAUGACUUUUUAUUAACUGUUCCUCAUUUCUGUUACGGACCCAAUGUGAACAGUAAUGAACUGGCAGACCCAAUUGGACAAGGACAUAAGCAUUCUGAAUUAGUAAACUCUUCCAAGACGGAAGAAAUACAUGAAAACAAACAGGAUAUUCAAAUGGAUGACCAUUUAACCGAAAUUCCCUCAAACGAACCUUCGCUUUAUACAGAGGAGAAGUCAGCUGUGAUACCCGAUACUGUCAACCAAGAAAGUACUCAAUGGGAAGGGCCGUCUGUGGAAGGAUCGUCAUUGAUUACAGAUACUAUCUCAAUGAGACAUGCUGUAACUUGUGCUGACUGGCAGCCUACUAAUCCUGAGAAGUUCGUUGUAGGAAUGAUGAACGCCGAUUUGAGUAUUUGCAAAUUUGGAGACGAUCCUAAAACCUUUUACGGAUCCAACGUUGAAAGUCAGGAUGUUACUUGUAUUGCGUGGAGUCAUUCUGGAGCAUACUUUGCAUGUUCUUUUUUUAAUGGAUCUAUAGAAUUAUUUAAUGAUUAUGGAUCUCAACAGGUCAUCUUUCAAGAAACUGAAAGCCCUGUGCUGACACUAAAAUGGAGUGCGACCGACACAUACAUAGCGGCAGGUUCCGCUGAUGGUGGGGUUGUAUUGUAUGAUUGUUUAAAACGCUCACUUGUAUACUUUUUAGAUACAUGUUCUUCUGUAUUGGAUAUAGAAUGGAUUUCUACAGAUGCUUUCGUCAUUGCUGAUGCAGACGGAAAUUUAAAAAUUUUUAACAUUGGAAACAAGAACCCAAUUUUUAGUAUCGUAAAGGCUCAUGAAGAAUCCAUUUUAUCUUUGCGUUAUCAUCCGCACUUUUUGCUGUUAAUAUCUUCUUCUAGCGAUGCUACCGUAAAGUUAUGGUCCCAGUCAAAUUGCGAGUCAUUGCAGUGUAUGCACACCUUUCCUUUCAAUUCUCCAAUUGAAUGUAUUGGCUGGAACGAGGGAAGUGGAUCUCCUAUUUUUGGAAUUGCUUCCAACAGCAUUAUCAGUCUAUAUAAUGCUAUAUCCUUACAACAGCUGUCCGUGUGUAUGAGACAUGCUUCCCCGAUAACUUCGAUUUCUUUCAGUAACAAUGGACGAUUACUAGCAACUGGUGAUUCCAUUGGAAGCCUUUGCAUAUGGGACUGUAAAUUAAGUAGCUUAAUUCAAGAGCUGGUUCCAAAAAACUCGUCAAUUGCUACCUUUGCAAAUAAUGAAUCUGAGGAACAAAUUAAUUGUUUAAAGUGGAGUCCCGAUGAUAAGCAUCUAAUAGUUGGAAAGCAAACGCAGGAGCUUGUGAUUUGUACAGUUAGCGACAAGAAAUUUGAGAUGGAUUAAUGAUUUUAUUGUUAUUUAUAACUACUAAAGUUUUACCGCGUAAAAUAUACGUGAUGCAUACCUUCAUUAUAAUUCCAAUAAAUUACUAAUAAAUAUAAGCGCCUCUCGCGAAAUCAUUAAAUAUCAUAAGUAUGCACAAAAGAAUACUUUAAAGAGGAGCUGCAUUGACCGGCGUAAUUUGAGAAAAAAUUGUUGGCUUGUUCGAGGAGUAUUGUUGCAUGUUGGAGUUUUCUUGUCUAACAAUUUCAACCAUUUUUCGUAUCGUUCCCCGAUCAAGAUCAGUUCUAUUGGUGAGAAUGACCUCUACCAAGGACAACGGGGCAUCCCAAUAAGAUUCUUUAAGAAGACGAAAGUAUUCUGCAACACUUCCCAAUUCUGCAUCGAGCAUGCCGAGGAGUAAUUUUUCUAUGGGUUCAAAGGUAGCCUUCAAAUGCUCCGCAGCCAUAUAUUCACCAAAUGCUCGGAUGGCGAGGGCUAUAUCGGACCGUAUUUGCUGAAUAGCACUAGGACCUUCGAAAGUUACUCCUUUGUUGUAUAUUCCACGAAGAUAGUUAAUUGUGAGGGCAUUAGAAGAUUCAAGCAAGAAAACAUCAAAUAAACCAGGUACCAUAUGUUCUAUGCAAUCUACAAUGUAAUCUCUAAACGUAUCAACAAUUAACUUCAUGUUACUCGAUUGAUACCAUCCAGGAUGGAAUAAAGUAGCAAGAGCGGGCUUCACAUCGUUGCUAAUGAUUUCAACAAUUUCAUUUACACCGAUGUCGCUGAGCAAAAUGAAACCAUCUACUGUUUUGCCAAAGGAUUCACGAAGAUCUUCUUCGCGACUAUCCGUUGCCAACUCAAAUGUACGCAAAAGCGUGUUGUCCAUAAAACCUGCGCAUUUAAGAUUGUCAUUGGCAAGAGCCAAUAGAUAUUCCAUUAAUCCUGGAGGAGUAUUUGAAGUAGAUAAAUGUUUUUGUAGUUCUGUCUUCAUCACGGUCUUCCAGUGUUCUUGCAUCGCCUGCAUUACAUACAUAAUAGAUCGUAAAACAGUACUAACAACCUCGGGAUUAUUCGUUUGCGAUAUAAUAUUAACUUGUUGAGUAAUCAUCUGGAAGAAAAUAAUGGUUCCUUGAAUACCAUAAUUUCCAUCGCUGUCCAGUUCAGGCUCGCUCUCACGUUUAAUGAAAGCCUCAACACUACUUUGGAAUAAUUUAUCAGACCACUCCUGGAUUUUCUGAGUAAAAAGUCUGGUAUAUUCUUUUACCAAUACCCCAUUGCUUCCAUCUUCUAAUGAAGGUUGAAUCUCAUCGGCGGAAAAUGGAGCAUGUUCUUGAUAAAAGGCUCGAUAUUCUUUGUGAAAGUUGAUAAGAUACAGAAAAAUUGCGGCGGGGGUGUCCGAAGAAAUGGAAUCCUUUACAAGAUUUACGAGACAUUGUUGAUAUAUUAUAGCAAAUACUCUGGCAAGAUCGAAGGAUGGAGAAGCCAGUUCUGGAAGAACCUUAAAUGCGUAUUGCAAAUCGUCAAACAUCCAUUCUAAUUCGAGAUCGGCUUUUUGGGUAAUAAAAUUCGACCAGGCUUGAUGAAAUCGUUCUGCAACUGAUGCUUGGAAAAUCUCUUUUGCCUCUGACCAAAAGUUCCGAAGCUGACGAGAGCUUCCUUGAAGGUUCAUGAAUGGAGCUUCAUUUGCAUCAGUGAGGUUAGACUGGGCAUUUCUGAUGCUCUUGAGCAUUUCAUCUGAAGCUUCUUCGGCUUCGAUAAUUUUGAAUACUCGAACGAUCGUUUUUGUGUUUCCAACUUUUAAAAGCUCAAACAAGUUACUGCAGUAGUUAAAGAUUAAUCGAUCAAACUUUUCGGAAAGAGCAUUUAGAUUUGAAAAAGACGACUGUAGGGUG